Messenger RNA from Tripterygium wilfordii, 3484 nucleotides. RefSeq names its product probable ubiquitin-conjugating enzyme E2 23. Bases 20 to 3235 code for a protein of 1071 amino acids. The record is from RefSeq and is a predicted model, not a curated record. Lineage: Eukaryota; Viridiplantae; Streptophyta; Magnoliopsida; Celastrales; Celastraceae. The transcript is spliced from 7 exons.
UUGUUUUGUGUGUGUGCAGAUGGGAGGUGAGCAGAAUGACAGUGUUUCUGAUUUUCAUGUGCCAAUGAAGAAUGAGGAUAAUAAGGGUGACUUCAACCAGGAUGAAUCAACAGUGAUUCCGUUGGUUACAGAUCCGCUUGCGAAUAGUAAAAACAAUGAAUGUAAACCAAAUGAUCUUCACAAUAGUCCAUCAAUUUAUAGGCAAGAUGUUGUGAGACAUAAAAACACUGGUGUAAUUGGGAUUGUGAGUAAAGUUGCUGGUGAAUCAGACUCAGAUAGCAGUAUCACAGGUGAUAAAGAUGAUGACAAGGAUAAUGAUGAAGUCAAGGAAGGUGAUGUUGAUGGCCAUACCAACACUGAUAGGGGUGGUGAUAGUACUAGAGGUGGGGAUAAUGAUGACAAUGGUUCUCUUCUGACUGAUCAUGUUCGAGUGAUUUGGAUGGGUGGCACUGAGCCAAUCCAAGAUAUUCAUAAUAUAACUCUCAUCGAUAGGGCAUUCGUGCAUGGUGAUUAUGUUGCAUCUGCCUCAGACCCUAGUGGGCAAAUUGGUGUUGUGGUGGAUGUCAAUAUUUUUGCUGAUUUGUUAGCUCCAAAUGGAUCCAUUAUGAAGAAUGUAUCAACCAGAAACUUGAGGCGUGUGAGCGAUUAUGCUGUCGAUGAUUAUGUGAUCCGCGGCCCAUGGCUGGGUAGAGUUAAUGAUGUUUUGGAUAACGUGACUGUCUUAUUUGAUGAUGGUUCUCAGUGUAAAGUGACAAAGGCAGAGCCUACGUUCCUCACACCAGUUUCCAAGACUAACUUUGAAGAUGAUGGGCAUUUUCCUUAUUAUCCUGGUCAGCGGGUUCGGGGAAACUCUUCAUCUGUUUUUAAGAAUUCUAGGUGGCUAUCUGGCUCAUGGAAAGCUAAUCGAUUAGAAGGUACUGUUACUAAAGUUACUGCUGCAUCAGUGUUCAUUAACUGGAAAGCAUCUGCUGCGUAUGGGCCUGAUUCUUCUACAACCCCAGCUGAAGAGCAGAGUCCAAAGAACUUAAGGUUGUUGUCCUGUUUAACGCAUGCAAAUUGGCAAGUAGGUGAUCGGUGCCUUCUUCCACAAGCAUCCUCCUCUACCAUAGACAAGAAUUUUUCAAAGUUAGGUAUACAGGAUUCAGUUAAAAGUGAAUUAGAUUCUAGUCAACCAGAAAGUGGAUGUGAUUCAGAAGGAACUGCUGCAGAUGAAUUGGGUGAGAAGGAUGAAUUUAUGGAUCUUGAUCCAGUGGUUGCAGCUUAUGUGAGUUAUGAUAAUACUGAAAAUAGUAUAUCACCUGAAUCUUGCUCUUGCACUAGUCCAUUGUCAGUCCCAAAGGAACCUACCCAUGAAACUUGUCGUCAUCGUCGCAAAAAGAUACGUAGUGUAGUUAUAUGGAGAGACAAGAAGGCUCGAAAGAACGAGGAAAUCUUUGAAAAAGCCUUCUUACUUGUCAAUACUAGAACAGAAGUUGAUGUGGCAUGGCAGGACGGAGUGGUAGAGCCUCAGAGGGAUUCAACGACAUUGAUUCCAAUUGAUAGUCCAGGUGACCACGAAUUUGUUGCUGAGCAGUAUGUUGUUGAGAAGGCUUCUGAUGAUGCUGGUGAAGCUAGACGUGUUGGGGUUGUAAAAGUUGUUGAUGCAAAGGAAAAGACAGCUUGUGUGAGGUGGUUAAAGCCAGUUGCUAGGGCAGAAGACCCACGAGAGUUUGAUAAGGAGGAGAUAGUAAGUGUGUAUGAGCUAGAGGGGUAUCCUGAUUAUGAUUACCGUUACGGAGAUGUAGUUGUUAGACUGUCCCCAGUUACUGUUCCACGUCAAACAGUCUCUACUGUGGAAUCAGAGGAGCAAAAUACACCAAAUGAAGUCCAGCAGGAUGGUGAAGUGACCUUGGGAUGUAAGAAAACUGAGAACACAUCUGAGUCUUGUAUGGACUUCUCAGAUCUCACUUGGCUGGGUAUUAUAACUGGCCUUACAAAAGGAGAUAUUGAAGUUACAUGGGCUGAUGGCACGAUUUCAAUGGUGGGACCUCAGGCGAUUUGUGUUGUUGGUAGAGAUGAUGAUGAUGAUGAUGAUGAUGAGUCAGUUGCAGCUUGGAUUGAAGUAAGCGAUGAUGCUCUAGGUUGGGAAACUGUUAAUGAUGAUGAGAUAAAUGCUCUUGAAAAUAUUGGAGAGGAAUUUGGUAUAGGGAAUCCCUCUGACAUGAAUCCUGAGGUAGACGAGAGCAUUGAGAAUAAUUCAGGAAGGAGUGUGCCAUUUUCUCUUCCUGUCACUUCUGCAAUUGGAUUCGUCACUAAAGUAACCAGAAUGGCCUUUCGCAUCUUUUCACGGGGUCAGAGAAAUGUAGAUGAUGAACUGAUCAAUAUUUCCUCAUUUGAUGAGUUGAGCUCUCAGGACUCUUUUAAACGCUUUGACAUAGCUAAAGAUCUUUUGGAUCAUCAUUUUAUUGGGUCAAAUGGACAGGUUAGUAACAGCAGGAAUUGGGUGAAGAUGGUUCAAAAAGAUUGGAGAAUCCUUCAGAACAACUUGCCUGAUGGAAUCUAUGUACGAGUUUAUGAAGAUCGAAUGGAUCUCAUAAGGGCAGUAAUAGUUGGGGCAUGUGGGACACCUUACCAAGAUGGGCUUUUCUUCUUUGAUUUCCAACUCCCAUCUGAGUAUCCCGAUGUUCCCCCGUCAGCAUACUAUCAGUCUGGUGGUUUGCGGAUAAAUCCAAAUCUAUAUGAGGAAGGCAAGGUCUGCCUUAGCCUCUUGAAUACCUGGACUGGCAAAGGAAAUGAAGUCUGGGAUCCAACUUCUUCUAGCAUCCUUCAAGUCUUAGUUUCACUUCAGGGAUUGGUACUGAAUGCAAGGCCAUAUUUCAAUGAAGCUGGAUAUGAUAGGCAAAUUGGGACAGCUGAAGGAGAAAAAAAUUCAUUGUCGUACAAUGAGAAUACUUUCCUGCUAAACUGCAAGACAAUGAUGUAUUUGAUGCGGAAGACCCCUAAGGACUUCGAAGAGCUUGUCAAAGAUCAUUUCGGGAGACGUGGGUACUUCAUACUUAAGGCCUGUGAUGCAUAUAUGAAAGGCCACCUAAUUGGCUCGCUGGCUAAAGAUGCAUCCAUUUGCAAUGAGGACCAUGCAAAUUCAACUUCGGCUGGUUUUAAGCUAGGAUUGAAAAGGAUUGUACCGAAGCUUUACUUGGCACUGACUGAAGCCGGAGCUGAGUGUAAUGACUUUGCUCAUUUGCAACAAUCAUAAUGGCCGUCAAAGCCGGAGCGGGAUCAGGAACUGUCACUGCAACUUUACUAUCGGGCCACAGGUUCGCUUGUUUAUUGGAUCAUAUAAAAAUUAAAUAAUAAAAAAAAACUUCAUUAGCUGAUGCAGCAAGUUGUGAAUGAUUGAAUCAUCAUUCCUUCUUAACAUGUAUAUAUCACAUCUGUAACGGAUCGACCCUGAGUCUUCAAGUUCAUGUUUAUCAAAAAGAACUUAUUAGUAAUUAAGUCAUUA